CCAGCAAGGAAUGGAUUUGAGCAAUUAGAAUUAGAACUUGUUGAAUGGCUUGGUGAAAAUAAUGGAGGGAGGAUUGGGAAAACAGCUGUUCAUAAUAUCAGUUAUCACUUUGUACAUGAAUCAAUUUGGUAUAUUGACAAAUUUUCAUCACUUAAUAAUACUUUGUCAUCUAAUUCUAAUAUGAAAGGGAGCUUCACCGGAUUGGAAGAUAGCUCAUUAACUUGUAAUAGUUCGAUGGAAAUUCCAUAUUAUUCAUCUAAUUUAUCUAAAAGUCUGUUUUUCUUGUGUUUAAAGGAACUACCUACCAAAUAUGCAGCAUGGGUUAACCAGUAUGGCUGGGCUGCUUAUGAUGCAAAUAUUGAAGAUUUGUAUAAUUUACGUGAUAUAAUCCAAGCUGGCAAUCUGGCACCAAAUGUCUUUUGUGCACCACCUAACUAUCAUGCAUUUGUUAGAAACGCUCAACUUGAACCUAUCGGCAUGGCAUGGGUUGUGUUUAGGAUUGGAGCAACUGAUAAUUGUUAUAACAAUGCUUUAUACACUUUAAAUCAAUUUGGUUGUGGCUGA
Molecule: messenger RNA, 564 nt
Organism: Entrophospora candida
Lineage: Eukaryota; Fungi; Glomeromycota; Glomeromycetes; Entrophosporales; Entrophosporaceae
Source: the annotation of a GenBank genome assembly